This is a messenger RNA of Ilex paraguariensis (yerba mate), 828 nucleotides long. The record is from the annotation of a GenBank genome assembly. Lineage: Eukaryota; Viridiplantae; Streptophyta; Magnoliopsida; Aquifoliales; Aquifoliaceae.
AUGAUGCUAGUCUGUCUUGGCAAUGGGGCUCGUUCAGGUAGGGGUGAUCGUUUGCCAAUGCUGCUCCACGAGGAAAAGGAUUUCGUACUCAGUAGCUUGUCUUGUGACAGGGCUUUGGAAGAUACAGAUACAUCACCCCCGUGCAUGGCUGAUGUUUUCAGAGGGAUGGGAAAGGCUGCUCGUGAUUCUUUAUGCGCAAUUGCAAGGCAUCUUCGUUUGCGGAGCGAUGUUUUCAACCAUUUACUUGAUGAUAAUCCAUUGCCUGCUAAUGAGGCUUCUUCAUCAGUGCUGGUUGCCACCUACUCUCAAACAUCCUUUCAAAAUGGGAAAGGUGCUAUUGGGGUAGGGAAGGUGGCGACAAAUGGUGAAGUUGAGAAGGGGUUGUUGACACUGAUUUCUUCAGAUGCUCCUGGUCUUCAGGUGUGUGAUCCCAAUGGCCGUUGGUACUUAGCAGAUAGUGGCUCGGCUCCUGGAGACCUCCUACUUCUUACAGGCAAGGCACUCAGUCAUGCAACUGCUGGCCUUCGCCCUGCUGCCUCACAUAGGGCUGCACCUGAUCAGUUUCCAGGCACUACUACUGGUGGAAGGACAUCACUGGCAUUUAGGCUCAUGCCACAAGGCAAUGCUAUUUUAGAUUGUUCCCUGAUUGCUGCUGCUGGUCAUGUUAUUCCUCAUAGUUAUGUACCAAUCUCUGUAAGCCAGUUUAUGGAUGACCUUUCUGCUGAAGAAGAUGUAAUGUGCAACCACACUGACGAUGCUUAUGUGGCUCGAGAUAAUAUUAGUAAGGACCCCUCAUUAAGAAGCGUUCUCUCAGAUCCCCUAUCGUGA